Molecule: messenger RNA, 2704 nt
Organism: Syzygium oleosum
Lineage: Eukaryota; Viridiplantae; Streptophyta; Magnoliopsida; Myrtales; Myrtaceae
Product: wall-associated receptor kinase-like 20
Exons: 3
Coding region: 550-2433 (627 amino acids)
Biological process (GO): cell surface receptor signaling pathway; protein phosphorylation
Cellular component (GO): plasma membrane
Molecular function (GO): ATP binding; polysaccharide binding; protein serine/threonine kinase activity
Source: RefSeq, a predicted model, not a curated record
UAUUCUGACAAAAGACUUUUGAGCUCGCCAAGUCUUCUAGAAUUAGAAUAGGGUUUUUCGCAGACUCCAGCCUGGGGAUUACAAACCUUAUCCGUGGUCGAAAUGCCUCCCUCCCGAGUGACGUACUGCUCUGUCCAUCAAAUUAUUUUACUUAGCUUUCGUUAACUUCGGCCGAAAAAAAAUGGAUUAUUAAGCGAAGCUAAAGUGCCAGAAGCUGAAGAACCACGAAUUUGACCAAGAACGCCGCAACGCAAUCGAUGCACAAAGUCAAAACUACGUCUCUCUCUCUCUCGUGUUUUAUCUUCUUCUCUGGCCAACAGUCGAAACUUUACAGUUCAGACACGAGCUCAUUGAAUUAAACUAAUCAUCUCUUAAUCAUGGUUGUGAACCUACGAAUCUUCCCAUGAGAUCAUCUCUUGUUCACUGACUUUGACAAUCAACAACCUCCCCCACCACCACCACCACCACCACCAUUUUUACACACACCCCUUGAUCACGGUUCGCAGAGCCUUCGUUCCCACUGCGAUCGUAAUCCCCGUCCCUCACGCGAUGCCCGCCGCCGCCGCCGCCGCCCUCCUCCUCCUCGCGGCGGCGCUGCCGCUGCUGUCCCUGUCCUACGCUGCCACGCGGUGCCCGGACUGCGGCUCCACCCCGGUCCCGUACCCGCUGAGCACGUCCCCGACGUGCGGCGACCAGUCGUACAAGGUCCAGUGCGAUGCCGGCGGGACCCUCCUCUUCGACACCGUCAACAACUCGUACCCGAUCACCUCCGUCGACCCGGAGAGCCAGCGACUCGUGAUCCAGCCCGCGAGCCUGCUCGCCAACACCUGCGUCACGUCCGACCUCGCCGACCAGGGCGUCCAGCUCAACUCCUCCUUGCCCUUCAACGUCACCAGCAGCAACACCAUCCUCUACCUCAACUGCACAACCACGCUGCUCAACUCGCCGCUGAACUGCUCGUCGGCGAGCCUCUGCCACACGUACGUGAACAACACGCCCGGCGCGGCGGCCUGCGGGGCCGCUCCGAUCUGCUGCACGUACCGGGCGGUCGGAUCCACGACGUCGUACUCGAUCCGGGUCAGAGACGCGGGUUGCCGGGCGUACACGAGCUUCGUCAACCUGGACACGAGCGAGCCCGUGAGCCUCUGGCCCAAGCCCGGGAUGGAGAUCCAGUGGGUGCUGCCCUCGGAGCCCAUCUGUGGGGCCCAGUCCGACUGCGACGGGAACUCCACGUGCCGGGCCGACCCGGCGGGGAGCGGGGUCAGCCGGUGCUUCUGCCAUGCCGGGCUCACGUGGGACCCCAUCCAAGGAGUUUGUGUGGAGAACGUGACAUGUCAAGAUCCGGAUGGCUGUGGAACGGACAAGACUCCUCUUAUUGCAGGUUUAACGUCCGGAAUAGGCAUGGCCCUUCUGGCAACCAUUGUUGCUCUAUUGCUAUACAGGCGUCAUCGGCGCAUUAAAGAGGCUCAAGAACGCCUCGCAAGAGAGCGUGAGGAUAUCCUCAAUGCCAAUGGUGGCAGAGCAGCCAAAUUAUUCACUGGAAAAGAAAUAAAGAAAGCGACGGACAACUUUUCCAAGGACCGGCUUCUUGGUGUUGGCGGUUAUGGCGAAGUAUAUCGAGGCAUCCUAGAUGAUGGCACUAUCGUCGCCAUCAAGUGUGCGAAACUCGGGAACACCAAAGGAACUGAUCAGGUCCUAAACGAGGUCCAAAUCCUGUGCCAGGUCAAUCACCGAAGUCUUGUUCGUUUACUCGGGUGCUGCGUCGAGCUUGAGCAGCCGCUCUUGGUUUACGAGUACAUCGAAAAUGGCACUCUAUUCGAUCAUCUCCGCAGUGAAGGAUGGGGUAAACUGUCAUGGACUCGUCGUCUCCAGAUUGCGCAUGACACAGCCGAGGGCCUUGCUUACCUUCACUUCUCGGCAGUUCCUCCAAUAUAUCACCGAGAUGUCAAGUCAAGCAACAUAUUGCUGGAUGAGAAAUUGACUGCCAAAGUCUCUGAUUUCGGGUUAUCUCGGUUGGCUCACACUGAUAUGAGCCACAUAUCGACGUGUGCUCAGGGUACGCUUGGAUAUCUUGACCCCGAGUACUAUCGUAACUACCAGUUGACUGAUAAGAGUGACGUCUAUAGCUUCGGAGUAGUGCUGUUGGAGCUCUUGACGUCUCAAAAGGCGAUAGACUUCAAUCGAGCGGCCGAUGAUGUGAAUCUGGCAGUCUAUGUGCAGAGGACAGUGGAGGAGGAGAGGAUAAUGGAUGUCGUGGAUCCGAUGCUGAAGGAAAAGGCAAGCACCGUCGACGUGGAGACCAUGAAGGCGCUCGGAUUUCUUGCCGUGGGAUGCUUGGAGGAACGUAGGCAGAACCGUCCUUCUAUGAAAGAAGUCGCUGAAGAAAUCGAGUAUAUCAUAAGUAUUGCAACGGCCAAAGUAGCAGAGAGUUAAUUCUGCAGAAUUAGGCACAUAGACGAAUGGUUAUGUUUUGUUUGCUUCUGUUAAUCAUGUGUGGUUGUUGUACGUGUCUUUUAGCACAGAGAUGGAGCCCCCCACGAUCCUGAAGUUAGGUCUCUCCAUGUAUAAUACAAAACCUCUAGAUACAUGUGCUUACUUCAGAAGGCAGUUUUUUCUACCGUAGGCUUACUUCUGUAUUUAGCACUAGUGGUGCCUUUUUUGACAGAAUCUACUGAUGAAUGAUGAAUCACUGUUCCAUUGUCAA